Molecule: messenger RNA, 786 nt
Organism: Penaeus monodon (black tiger shrimp)
Lineage: Eukaryota; Metazoa; Arthropoda; Malacostraca; Decapoda; Penaeidae
Exons: 1
Coding region: 1-786 (261 amino acids)
Source: RefSeq, a predicted model, not a curated record
AUGAGAUCAGAAAAAAACCCAGACAAGAUCCCAACAAAUCUCAGAUACAAUGACAGAAGAAAGGUAAAAGCAGCUACAAUGAAGGUCAACAAGGUUAUAGCUCUUAUCAGAACUGAAUCAAUAACGGAAACAAACAUAGUUUUACGGGCAGCUGGUAAUGUUGUUGCUGAGAUGGUGGUGCACAAAGUCAUGAAUCCCAAGGAAAGCAGGACGCCACAUUGGAGGAGAAGAAUUUUGGAAAAACAGAAGGCACUACGCAAGGAUUUAGGACAGUUAAAUAGAAUGAAAAGAAAUGAGUUGCAAAAUGAGGGUACCAUAUCAAAGCUUGAAAGGAAAUACCGCAUAGUAGAAAAAGGUAUUGAUGUGGUCCAUGAAGAAGUACAACAGAGGUUAGUUGCAAUUGGGGCAAAGCUUGAAAGAUAUGACAAUAGGACAGAGCAGUACAGACAGAAUCGCUUGUUUGAAUCAAAUCAAAAGAAAUUGUUUGAGGAAUUAGACAGAGUAGAAAAACAAACGGUGGUGCCUGAUGCAGAGGAAAGUACUCGCUUUUGGAGUGACAUAUGGGACGAACCAGUAAAACAUAAGGAAAAUCCGGAAUGGCUGAGAAAUGUGGAGGAAGAGCUGACAUGGCUAGGGGUACAAGAUGACAUACACAUUGAAGUGACAAAAUUGAAGAAGCAGGUGAGAAAAAUACCAAGUUGGAAAAGCCCAGGGUCUGAUGGAGUUCAGGGGUAUUGGAUAAAGAAUUUAAGUAAUCUUAGGGAUCUUAGCGGAAGAACUGUAUGA